GUUCGGAGGACUCGGUUUUUGAGUUAAUCACUUGUGCUCUCGCUCCUAUUAUCACCAACCCAAUCAAGCAAGAAACACUAACAACAUUAGCAAAGGAAGAAAUGUCGGGGGUAUCUCUAGCAGUGGCUCCUCGGACAGACCCUGACGUAACCAGCAUAAGUGCAGCCACAAAACCACCCCAAAAACAGCCCUUCCCCCACAACCAGAAGAAGCAGAACCAGUCGUUGGUGGGAGGUAUAUUGGGAUCACUGCGUGUAAUAGAACUCCAACUCGUAGCAUUCAUCAUUGUUUUCUCAGUUAGUGGUCUUGUCCCACUCCUCGAUCUCGUCUUCCCCGCAUUCACCUCAGCCUAUCUUCUACUACUCUCACGCUGGGUCUUCCCUUCCCGUGGCAGUACCAGCUCCGGGUCGCCUGAAAUUUUCAUGGGAAGCAAGUUGUUUAGGUUCUACGAGGUUUUGGGAACCACAAUAGGGCUGUUCUUUCCGCUGGCGUACGUCUUGGGUGGGUUUGCGAGGGGAGAUGACCAUGCAGUCCGGUCAGUCACGCCGCACCUGUUCUUGCUCUCUUUUCAGAUACUGACUGAGAACAUUGUUUGUGGAUUAUCUUUAUUCUCCCCACCGGUGAGGGCAUUAGUUCCUUUUCUGUAUACAGCCCGGAGGAUCUUUGUGAUCACUGAUUGGGUAAAGGACGUCUGGACCAACCAAACACUGCCUCUAAAUGCACAACUUAAGGACAUUGCUUGGUUUUGGUUUGGGAGGAGCCUUGCAGUUGCAAAUCUGGUGUAUUUCUCCACCAAUUUGUUUGGAUUCUUGAUUCCUAAAUUCCUUCCGGGUGCUUUCGAGAAGUAUUUCAGGGAGAGAGACGAGGUUCAUGCAAAGACUCUGGAGGAGAAGCGAUCUGCAGCCAUCAACAAAUCCCAAACAACAGAUAAGAAGGAUGAUUAAUAGUUCUGUACGUACUUAGUUAAUUGGUGUCAUAGUUUUGGUACCAUAAUUUUGUUUUGGAAAGGGAAGAUCAAGAGACGCGCGCUAGCUAAUUCCUUUUCCAGUGCAUCUAAGCAUUCGAUCUGCUUGCCAUGUGUAGUUUCUUGCAAAAUCAGGGCCAUCUUUUCUGUAACAGCGUUAAUUGAAGUUUUCAAAAAUAAGAUUUCCAUCUUCUAGCU
This is a messenger RNA of Juglans regia (Persian walnut), 1162 nucleotides long. RefSeq lists its product as uncharacterized. The transcript has 3 exons. NCBI's taxonomy places the organism in Eukaryota, Viridiplantae, Streptophyta, Magnoliopsida, Fagales, Juglandaceae. Bases 102 to 944 code for a protein of 280 amino acids. The record is from RefSeq and is a predicted model, not a curated record.